Brassica napus (rape) is the source of this 988-nucleotide messenger RNA. RefSeq lists its product as uncharacterized. The record is from RefSeq and is a predicted model, not a curated record. The transcript is spliced from 3 exons. The coding region runs from base 269 to 781 and encodes 170 amino acids. Lineage: Eukaryota; Viridiplantae; Streptophyta; Magnoliopsida; Brassicales; Brassicaceae.
UGAGUGGAAAAGAUGUUCACUGGUAUACAUGAUGCUCUUAUUAGUAGUCUAUGGACCUUCAUUUCAUUAGAUUAGUCAUAAAGAAAGUUGGCUGUUAGUUAUUAUGGUGUUGGGAAAGAAAAGGGACGAGAUGAAAUGAAUGAGAUCAUAUUGCUACGUGUAAAUAAUUUAGUGGAUGCUAUAGUGUUCCAAAAAUAAGAGACGAGAUGAAAUGAAUCAGUGAUAGAAAAGCUUGCUUCCUCCGAUCUCGGCAAGAGAGAGAGAGAGAAUGGAUCAGAUCUUGAACAAGGUGGGAUCUUACUGGUUAGGUCAGAAGGCGAACAAGCAGCUCGGUUCCGUUGGUGACGAUAUCAACUCUCUGUCUAACAGCAUCCAAGGAGGAACAAAAUGGUUGGUGAACAAAAUCAAAGGGAAAAUGCAGAAGCCAUUACCCGAGUUACUCACAGAGUUUGGUUUGCCUAUUGGGAUCUUUCCACGCGAUGCAACCAACUACGAGUUCAAUGAACAGACAAAGAAACUCACCGUCUUCAUUCCAACAAUCUGCGAAGUCGGCUACAAAGAUUCAUCAGUCUUGAGGUUCACCACAACGGUUACAGGGUUUCUCGAGAAAGGAAAGCUAGCUGAUGUUGAAGGGAUCAAAACUAAAGUAAUGAUAUGGGUUAAAGUCACAAGCAUCUCAGCAGACUCGUCGAAGAUCCAUUUCAACGCGGGGGUGAAGAAAAGCAGAAGCCGUGAUGCUUAUGAGGUUUUGAGAGAUGGCGUUGAGAUUGACAAGUUCUAGCUCUGUUUUUGCAGAAACCAAUUCUUUUAUUCUCUUUAUCUCUUAUGUCCUAUAUUUCAAUCUUCUUAUCUUUCAAGCUCUGUCUUUGUAGAUGCAAUCAACUUUUUUGGUGUUCAUGAAUCUAAUGAAUUGAAUUGGUUUUACUAUACAUGGAACCAAAUCGAAAAAUAAGGUUUAGUUCGGGUUGGGAUACUAUGAAUUAUCCGA